Molecule: messenger RNA, 3819 nt
Organism: Saxophila tyrrhenica
Lineage: Eukaryota; Fungi; Ascomycota; Dothideomycetes; Mycosphaerellales; Extremaceae
Exons: 2
Coding region: 1-3819 (1272 amino acids)
Source: RefSeq, a predicted model, not a curated record
AUGUCGCGCUACAACCAGUAUGGCAACUACUACGAUCCGGUUGGGAGUCAGGCAAAUCAGCCUACGGGAUAUACCUAUCAAGGUGCUGCUUCUGGCUACGCGAACCCGCCAUCUUCGACGGGACAUGGGUCUACAAACUACCAGAGCUAUGGGACACAGCAGUAUGCGUCGAAUGCGCCGCCGUCCAACAGCAGCACCACUCACGCGGCAGCUGCGUUGAGUGCUCUGAGCGGUCAGAACUACAGUCAACCAUCUUCGACAAAUACAACUUCAAGCAGCCGCUACGACAAUUCGAAUUGGUCCAAUGCUGGCGCGAAUACUGCUGGCUAUGGCGCAAAUACUCUGGCAGCGCCCAAUCGCACUCAAAGCAACAACUCGCCUCUCUACUCGAGCGCGCACUCUCCAAACACCUUUGGUAGACGCAGCGUUGCCGAGCAGUCACAAAGCUCCAUGAACUCGGAUGGGACUUCUCAGAUGACAUACCAGAACGCGCCGUCAAGUGCGGGCGUAGGAGGUGGCUCAUAUCAGUCUACCCACAGCCAGCCAUCAGCGCAACCGCCGCGGUACAACAGCCCCCUCCAUGCCGUGCAAGCUCAACAACGGGGCCAGCCUCAGCAAAACUGGCAGUCAUCAACCCAGAACCAAUCGCCGCAGCUCGGUAAUGCAAGUCAUUCAACCCAGCACAAUCGCCAGCAGAUUGCGUCGGUUGAGCCUUCAACAACAGUCGAUCCAUCCCAAGUGUAUGAUAACCGGGCCGAGCUUCAGCGUAAAGCGCAGAUCGAGGCCGAGAGGAGGAAAAAGCACGAAGCUGAACAGGCUGCGCGGAAGGCAGAAGAGGAGCGGAUAGCUGAGGAGACGAGAAAGCAGGAGGCGGCAAGGAGAGAGGAGGAGGCUGCCAGAAAAGCGGAGGAAGAGGCUGCUAAGAAGGCAGAGGCGCAGAAACGUAAGAAUGAGCAGAGGCAGAAGGCGAGAGAGGAGAAGAAGCAGAACAAGGACGCGGCUACGGUUUUGCAGCGAAUGUCGUCCGGCAACGCUGAUACAUACGUCGAGCCUGCCGUGAAUGACGAAGAAGCAGAGAUGCGAGCAAUGUUCCAGAAAAUGCGAGAGUUCAACGCGAAGAACCCAGCAAUGCUCGCGAAAUUGUGGGAUGAAGAGCGGAAGUCGCAUGAAGCAGUUAAGAGUACUCCCACACCUACGCCAGCGCCAGCAGCGCAGGCUCCGGCGUCACAGCAGAAAGCGUUGAACGCGACAUCCCCACAAGCGACAGCGGCGAACCAGAUCCGACCUUUCGCCAGACCGGCCGCGCCUGCGAAACCUCCAAAGACUGCAUCGGCAACCAAGCAAGGACCGACGCAACAGGCCACGCCGCAGCCAAACAUGGCCCAGUCCCCGAAACUGCCACGAAACCAGUCCAACACCUCACUCUGGCCGCCGCAUAAGAAGGGCGCUCUAGCAGAGGUAACUGCGAAAUGGCUGCUGUCUAUUCACGAGAACGAGGGUCAGACUAUUUCACCGAAAAACGUGCUCGAUAUUCUGGAUCAAAAUCCUUCUUAUGUGCGGCUGUGCGAGUCUUUGGAAGGCUUUGGCAUGGUCUUCGACCGGUCCACUUUGGCACGGGAGUUGCUGAAGGCGGUGCCAGACGGCUUGAAAACGCAGACCGCGCCGAAAGCGGCAACACCUCUAAGCGGACUCAACCGCGCUGCAGCGCAAGGUACUGGCGCCUCAACCGGAUCGCCUAACGUCCUAAGAGGCAAGGGGAAGCAGAGGAGGGAAGAUUCGAUGAGUGCGCCGAGGCCAACAAACACUGUGAACUACGAAGCUCCUAUCUCUUUAUCUGAGGUAGCCAGGGAACUCAGCACAUCGGGUAGGCGGCCUUCGCAUUCCACGAACAUGCAGAACAGCCCGCCGCAGCAGCAACAGUACUCACAGAGUCCUUACUUCGCACAACCACCAUCGUUCACCAAUGGCAGCCGACCCGCUUCUCAGGCCGGAGUACCUGAGAUGAAGCCGGAGGUCAAACCAGAAAAGCCGCCCAGACCACCUGCUGACAAAGAGGAGGCCGCACGGAAGCGUACUUUUGGCGAUCUUGUCGACCUCACCGCGGAGGACUCUGAUGAAGAGCAGGGCCCGCCGCCGAAAAGGGUGAUGGGCCCCACGGCCGCGCCUUCCAAUAGUUUCCCACCACAACAUAGGGACCCUCUUGCUUAUAUUGCACAGCCUACCACCUUCAAGAAUUAUAUGGACGCACCAAAUCACGAGCAUCGAACCAAGACAACGCAUGGUCCGCCUGGCUUCACUGUUCCUACGCAGUGGCCACCGGGGUCUUCGAAUGCACAGCCGCCGAAGCAAGAGAGUGGCGUGCCGUCGCCGUAUGGACAACCGGCGACAAACGUUCUUCCUUCUCAGCUACCAGCGCCUCCUCGACCGAAGGGUCCAGCACAGGAACAAUUACAGCUUGCCCGAAUGAAAGGCAAGAUGCUUGUCGAGCCCAUCAUGCGGGAUCGUGUUGCGCGCAAGUCGAGGUACGACAGCCGCACCAUCGCGAGAGAUGUGCUUCUUGCCACCGGACGGCACCCGGACAUGCGCGGGUUGAACGCACACUUGUCCGUAAUGCAAAAAUUGCUUGGACAGCAUGGUAUCGAUGCGGAGGGCGGCAACAGGUUUGAUCUGAAGACGAUCAGGUGGGAUGCCAUCGAUCCAGACCCGCCAAAAGUAGAGGAGAAGGAGAAGCCAUUGGCGCCCAAGAAGACCUCUGAAGUCGACGCAGAACGCAAAGACAGCGAGGAGGUCGCGGUGGCUCAAGACACCGCCGCUCGCACCGCUUCACCGCCUGCUCUUCCAGCAAAAAAGAAGCGUGGUCGUCCCGCGAAGCUGACUAAUCCCGCUCCCCCGCGUCCAGCAACUGCGGCUUCGCGUGACAGCCAAACGCGCACCAACCCACCAACGCCUUCACUUCCUUCUCCUGCCGACAUGGCUUCCAGCUGCCAACCUCUCGGCUACUCCGCCUUCCAGCAGAUCGACCCUCUGACCGGCAAGAAGAAGAAAGGCCGCCCAUUCGGCUGGAAGAAGUCCGUCCAUUCACGUGAAGCGCAAGGCCUCACACCCGCCAAAGCCGGCCAUUCUAUCCGCCCCAAGCCCGCACACGCGAACGCCUCGACUCCUGCUGCCGCCGAGCCCGCCGAACCGCACUACCAAGUCUACCGGUGUGAGUGGGCGGGUUGCAAGAGCGCGCUGCAUAACUUGGAGACGUUGAAGAAGCACAUUGUGAAAGUGCACGGGCGGCAGGAGGAGAGGCAGUUCGAGUGUGAUUGGAAGGGGUGUCUAGAGGGUACGCUGGAUGGGAUUGAGCCGUGGCUGGCGCAUGUGGAUGAGGCGCAUCUGACGCCUAUUGCGUGGAAGUUGGGAGAUGGGCCGAGUGCUGGUGACCCUUCAAGCUUUCGCGAGUCUCCACAAAUACCUUCCUAUCUCAAGGACAGCUACGGCAGAGCCGUCACGCCUGCGAUAGCACCGCGCACGCCUGCCAAGUCGGCUACCUCGGACACGCAACAGCAAGAUACGCUGCAAGAAACUUCACCACCACCGCAGCCCUCCUCGAUGGAAGCUUACGGCCCCAGCAACCCAACAGAGACUAGAGGGCCAAAGUCUGCUACGCUUGUGCUGGACGCAGAGCUGAAGAAGCUGGAAGAGCAGCAGAGGAUCGUAGGGCCGAUCAUGGGGAAGAUGGGCUGUGUGCUUGCGGAUGAAGGGAGGAAGCGGACUUUCCUGGAUGAUGAGGAUUUCGAGGAUGAGGUGGAGGGGAGUGAGCAUGAGGAUGGAUGA